GGUGCAGUGUAGUGGGAUAAAAGGUGACAUAAACUUGUUCAGUGAUAAUAACAGGGGGAAAAAGGAAAGAAAUAGAAUAAAAGGUAGGAGUUGGGUGCGUGACGUCUCUUUCGUCGGUGGAUGCCCCAUUCUGUGGCGCCACGUCGUGGCCCAGUGUGAAACAAUCAGUGGUGAAACAUGGCCGCCAGCGACGACGAGCCGAUGCAUCUCUACGAGGUUUUUCAGAAUUGCUUCAAUAAAAUAGCCAACAAACAACCCGAAAAACCGGGCUUCCAGUCACCCUAUGGCAAUACUAUGGACAAUGGAAUGACGUAUGCUAGUGGAGGGGGUAAUGUUAAUUCAGUUGAGGGAUCUACUUAUUCCCCUGACUCGCCGUAUUUUCCAUUUGGUACUAGAGGGGUUCCACCCUCGAUUGGAACUCCAACCCCAGCAUCAAAUCCUACAACCCCUACCGGCAACACUGCACGCCUGCCCAAUUCAUCCGCCGGCGCCGCUGCUGUCAGGAGAAAGAAAGACAAUUUGGAGGGAACGGAGAGCGAAGUGGUGACGACGCAGCAUUGGGUGAGUGAAUCAAACUAUUUGACAGUUAUUUCGGGGAUUAGAUAG
Messenger RNA from Fopius arisanus, 606 nucleotides. RefSeq lists its product as uncharacterized. NCBI's taxonomy places the organism in Eukaryota, Metazoa, Arthropoda, Insecta, Hymenoptera, Braconidae. The record is from RefSeq and is a predicted model, not a curated record. The coding region runs from base 178 to 606 and encodes 142 amino acids. The transcript is spliced from 5 exons.